Messenger RNA from Mycotypha africana, 1059 nucleotides. RefSeq names its product farnesyl pyrophosphate synthase. The transcript has 6 exons. The record is from RefSeq and is a predicted model, not a curated record. Gene Ontology annotation, cellular component: cytoplasm. The coding region runs from base 1 to 1059 and encodes 352 amino acids. Lineage: Eukaryota; Fungi; Mucoromycota; Mucoromycetes; Mucorales; Mycotyphaceae. Gene Ontology annotation, biological process: trans, trans-farnesyl diphosphate biosynthetic process. Gene Ontology annotation, molecular function: dimethylallyltranstransferase activity; (2E,6E)-farnesyl diphosphate synthase activity.
AUGGUUGCUAUCAAGUUACAAAAAGAAGAAAACAGACAAGCCUUUUUGAAGAUCUUUCCUCAACUAGCUGAUGAAGUUCUUGCUGAACUUCGCAAGUACAACAUGCCUGAAGAUGCUUACGAAUGGACAAAAAAGAUGUUAUAUCAUAAUGUCCCUGGUGGUAAAUUGAAUCGUGGUAUCUCUGUUGUUGAUACUAUCCGUAUCUUGAAGGGAGAUACUGCCACUGAAGAUGAUAUCUUCAAGGCAACUGUAUUGGGCUGGUUAGUUGAAUUUCUCCAAGCUUUCUUCUUGAUUGCUGAUGAUAUUAUGGACGGUUCCAUCACUCGUCGUGGUCAACCCUGUUGGUAUAAGGUUGAUGGCGUCAACAUGGUCGCCAUUAACGAUUCAUUCAUCCUCGAGUCUUGUAUUUACAUCUUUUUGAAGAAGUAUUUCAAAAACACUGAAUACUACGUUGAUCUCCUUGAACUAUUCCAUGAGGUCACUUUCCAAACAGAACUUGGCCAACUCUGUGAUCUUAUUACUGCCCCCGAAGAUCACGUUGAUCUGAACAAGUUCUCUGUUGAAAAACACAAGUUCAUUGUUAUUUACAAAACCGCCUAUUACUCAUUCUACCUUCCUGUUGCUCUUGCUAUGCACAUGGCUGGAAUCAAAAAUGAAGGAGCUUACAAGCAAGCUCAGAAUAUUUUGAUCCCUCUUGGCGAAUAUUUCCAAGUUCAGGAUGAUUAUCUUGAUUGUUACGGUGCUCCAGAAGUUAUCGGAAAGAUUGGUACUGAUAUUCAAGAUAAUAAGUGCUCUUGGUUAAUCAAUCAAGCUCUUGCUUUGGCCUCGCCUGCUCAACGCAAAGUUCUUGAUGAAAACUAUGGCCGUAAAGAUGCUGAGGCGGAAGCCAAGGUAAAAGAAAUCUUCAAGGACUUGAAAUUGGAAGAUGUAUACAAGGCAUAUGAGGAAAAAUCAUUCAAGGAAUUAAGUGCUCUUGUCGAACAGCUGGAUGAAUCCACUGGUCUUAAAAAGAUGGUUUUCACUGAAUUCAUGGAUAAAAUUUACAAGCGUACCAAAUAA